AAAAAGAUUUAGGUCGUGGGAGGAGUGUGAAGGUUUUAUAAGUGUAUGAGUCAACCAACAAGAAUUUCGUGUUAUCAAAGAUCAUAUACUUCGUGAUGGAAAAGUCAUCCAGCGCCAUUCAUAUAUCUGUUCUCAUGGACGUACCUACAAAUCCAAUUCAACUAAGGAUACUUGGUUCCACUGAAAUUCCCAAACCUAAAAUACGAAAUCAACGACAUUGCAGAAAAUGUGGGAAAGUUGGCCAUUAUCAAAAGAAUUGCAAGGAAUAAGAAGUAUAACUAUAACAUUUGGUGGAACAAUCUGUUGGGGUAAUUACUUAGAGUGUGUAAUAAGACAUUAAUAGAAAAAUGUAUAAAAUGUAUAGAAAAAUAUAUUAAUACCAUAAUGCUAAGAACUAAUUAAUUCGUACAAUUUAUUGCUAUAUUUUUAACUAAUAAAAUCACAUGAUAAAUUUGCUAAACAUGUGACAUUUGAGAACUGGCGAUA
Messenger RNA from Rhizophagus irregularis DAOM 181602=DAOM 197198, 486 nucleotides. Lineage: Eukaryota; Fungi; Glomeromycota; Glomeromycetes; Glomerales; Glomeraceae. The record is from RefSeq and is a predicted model, not a curated record.